AUGACCAGACAGCCGCUGCCACUUUCCUCUGAGUGGGCGUCGCCAGAUGCCUACCUUGACUCUCUGCUAUCAUUCGCGACAAGAACAGAAAUAUUCAAGAACUUCUGCGGAGGAGUUCAUAUACUGGAUUUUCUCAUAAGAGAGCCUGAUCUAUACCUCUCCGUCGUCCCCGAGGACUGGCGUGAGUUCUUUGCCCGCCAUGAGAUACUAGAUAUCCUGGAUCUCCUCAUGAGAGAAGACAUCCGUCCUUUUUUAAAUACACAGAGUGAAGAGGAGCACCUUACCUGGAGGGACGGCCCGGUACCUCCCAGGAGUCUGGUUGAAUAUAUUCAUAAUAUCAGACGACACUCUCUGCGCAGGGAGUUUACGCCCGUCAGCGAACAGCCUGAUAUAAACCGGCCCGUGGGCAAGAAAGGCAUCCCAUACCAUGUUUUUAUAGGCAUGAAGCCGAAGAAGUGCCAUGAGGUAGAGAAUUUCUCGAAAUACGUUGCUUCUCUUACUGAGGAUGUCGAUCGUAUUCGAGGUGAGGAGGAAGGGAUCUCUCAUAUCGUGGAUUUUGGAUCUGGUCAGAAUUACCUGGGCAGGGCGCUGGUUAGCCCGCCUUAUAAUCGACAUGUCAUUGCUAUUGAACGACGGCAUAACGACAUUGCCAGUGCGAAGAGGAAGGAUAUCAGGGCAAAAGUGGCGGAGAAGACUAUCGUGAUGAGAAAUAAAAAGGAGCAUAGGGCAAAGAUGCGAGCUGCUGCUGUGUUGGAUGAUGAGACUACAAUCAAGUCUGUAUCUGAGAGUGGUGAUGCUACAUUGGGCACACCGGGGAAAAAGGGAGAAAAUCCAGCAGAUUUGGCAACAAUACUUCUUAUUGCUGAUACACGAGCUGAUGCUGGUUCUGGUGAAAAGGAGCUGGAGACUACAAGGUCGGGCCCUAAAGGCUCGUUGGACUAUGUAGAACACGAGAUCCGUGAUGGUUAUCUAGAACCUAUCAUCAAACACAUCACCGGGGCUCCUGAAAAUGACGUGGAACAAGAUAAGGCCUCUACAAAUGACUCCACGUCUACAUCUGCAUCACGAGUCAUGGUAGUAUCCCUUCAUUCAUGCGGAAACCUUGUACACCACGGCAUCAAGUCUCUCAUCUUGAACCAGUCUGUGGUUGCUAUCGCGAUGAUUGGGUGUUGCUACAACCUGAUGACCGAACGACUCGGCCCUGCAACGUACAAGUUACCUUCAUUGAGACUACCAAACAGCCGCUUGCAGCAGACAUCCAGUUCAUGUGAUCCCCAUGGGUUCCCAAUGUCGAGACAUUUCGAGCAAUAUAAGCAUGAAACUGGCGAAGGAAUCCGGUUAAACAUCACUGCUCGAAUGAUGGCGGUACAAGCUCCAUAUAACUGGGGUAACGAGGACAGUGAAGCAUUCUUCACCCGCCACUUUUAUCGUGCAUUGUUACAGCGGGUUCUGGUCGACUAUGAAGUCGUCCCUGUUCCGGGAAGAACCAGCUCUGGUGACACAGCCGGAAAACCAGAAGUCGCAGCAGACGCUGAAAUACCUGGCUGCCCAUUGAUCGUGGGAUCAUUGCGGAAAUCUGCAUUUCUAUCAUUCACAGCAUAUGCUAGAGCUGCAGUGGCAAAGCUAGUGCAUGAUCCCUUGUACGGUGAUGUGAUUAAAGAGAGGGUUGAAGGUCUCCCUGAUCACACGCUGGAGGAGUACGUGGCUCGGUAUCAGCCUGCGAAAAAAAAUUUGAGCGUGGUCUGGAGUCUUAUGGCGUUCAGUGCUUCAGUCGUAGAGUCCAUGAUCGUGACUGAUCGUUGGUUGUAUCUUCGGGAGCAGGAGGUCGUCAAAGAUGCCUGGGUUGAGCCUGUUUUUGAGUAUUCACACAGCCCAAGGAACCUCGUCGUCGUUGGCGUUAAAAAGUGA
This is a messenger RNA of Microsporum canis CBS 113480, 1908 nucleotides long. RefSeq lists its product as hypothetical. The transcript has a single exon. Bases 1 to 1908 code for a protein of 635 amino acids. The record is from RefSeq and is a predicted model, not a curated record. NCBI's taxonomy places the organism in Eukaryota, Fungi, Ascomycota, Eurotiomycetes, Onygenales, Arthrodermataceae.